AUGACAUCACCGGACGAUGUUGCGCCAGUCAAGCCUCCGCCGUCCUUUUCUCCCGGAGCCGCGCUCAACGUAUCUAAAGCUAGAUAUCCGGAGAAGAUUCAGACCACCCAGCCGCUGAUCUCUUCGUUAUCUGAAUCCGUCUUGACUGAUUCUCCUCUGGAACGACGCUCGUCCCUAUCCUCCGGCCGAUCAUCGAGAACAGCAUCUCCCAAUGGGAGGCUAUCGUAUUCUGCCUCCGCCUCCGCCUCACAUCUAUCUCGCUCAAGUACUCUUUCACCGCUGGGGUUCCAAAUCGAUACUACCGACGACAUCCGUUCUCUAAUAAUCCGAGCAUUCUCCCCGGUAAUAGGCGUAUAUGCCUCGCCAGACACGGAUGCUCUAGUGCAGCGAAAGGGCUUCAAAAAUGGAUUCCAUGAACUAAUAAGGCCAUUUGGGGAAACGAUCGCGGGAAAGAUAGUUAUACGUGAUAACAGCGGCUCUAGUCGGACCUGGGAGGAUUUCGGGGUUCGUUUUAUUGAUUUGGAUACGAAAAAACAGGACACGGAGACCAGCAAAACGGAACCCGUUCCCUCUCUCGUUCAGAUAGAGCAAGUACUUGACAGGCAUAUCCAUUCAAUUGACGACCCAUUAGCAAGUUGGACUCGGGGUGGCGAUGGCGGACAUGGCCGUUUACCCCUAGCUUCUCCAGUUUAUAAACUAUUCCUUCGACGUCUACUCUCCCCGGCGUAUACCUCGCCUCACGAAACCUUCAUGCACCCCGUUGCCUGCAUUAUUGCAAUAAGUUCACAUACCCCUACGCCUCUUGAAUCGCUACGUCAACUGUAUGCACAUACAAUUCAGGGCGAUAAGCGACCUCCUCAAUGGGUGUAUCCCGAAUAUCUUCGAUACUACGUUCUCGUCCAUGACGAAGACAAGGAUGACAUCACUAAGUCAACAGCUUUGUUUGAUCAAAUGAAGAGGCACUUUGGCCUCCACUGCCAUCUUUUACGGCUGCGGAGCAACCAAUGCGUCAUAACGGACGAUGACAGCACGCAAUUUCCCUCCUGUGAAUGGCUAACUCCGUCGGAAGAUCUCUCCGAGUUGGGCGAACAAGAAACUCUUAUUGAUGUUGAGUCCGAAGGUUCAUAUAUUUUUGAAUCUGACGUCACCGCUAUCAAAGCAUUCAUUCGGGAAAUGGUCGCUCAGUCGGUGAUCCCUCAUAUGGAAAAUCGAGUUGCUCUUUGGAAUGAGCAAGUUGCAUCUCGGAGGCGAGGCUUGAGUGGUCGAUUUAUGUCAAUGUCAAGGCGUUGGGCCGGGUUUGGAGCAAAUACAAGGUCGUCCGGUGGUGCGUAUGGCUCUGGAUCAGGGACCAAUUAUGAUUCUCAGGGAUUCUACAAACCCGAUGCACCCGAGGCAAUAUUACGGAAGUUGGCAGACUUUGCAUUCAUGCUCCGUGACUGGAAACUUGCGUCGUCAACCUAUGAGCUUGUGAAAGGAGACUAUGGGCAUGAUAAAGCAUGGAGAUACCAGGCGGGGGCGCAUGAAAUGUGCGCCGUCAGCACUCUGCUAAACCCCAUGGCAUCGACUGCUAGAACAAAACUUGAAUCCAUCGACCACCUCUUAGAUACCGCCAGCUAUUCAUAUCUUACAAGGUGUUCCGAUGCUCAAAAUGCUUUACGAACCCUUGUCUUAGGUGUGGAACUCUUGAAAUCUCGUGGAGGCCCUGCCUCUGAUGCUGCAGCAAAAUGGGCAAUACGAAUCCUCAAUAUGGGUCUUGUGGGCGACAACGGGCGAAUUCUUGUCUCCGAGCGAGUGUCUGCAUGCUAUGCCUCUAAAACCGGAUCGGGCGGUGCAAAAUGGGGAAUGAGACGAAGGAAAGCCGCUAUGUGGGCCCUUCUCGCUGCUGACUCCUGGCUAAAACAAGGAAAGCCAAAUCUUGCCUCUAUUUGCCUCGAAGAAUCAGAUCGCCUAUAUAGCGAUGUAUUAGAUGAAGGAAAGGGGCCUCUACCAGAAAUGCAACAGUUUAUCGACAAUCUACGGAAUGCCAUACAGAUGGAAUAUUUUGGCACCCGCGGUUUCGGCAACGAUGCCGAAAUAUCUAGUCCGAUAGAGUUUGACGCGGAAGAGACGAGAGAGAAGCUGGAUGAUCGCGUUCACCGAAAAUCGUUAAGAGGAGGUGUGAACCCACUAGAAUCUACGCCUGUAACCGUGUCCCGGUUAAAAUCAGAUGAUGAAGGUCACCCAAAUGAUGAUUUCGAAUAG
Molecule: messenger RNA, 2241 nt
Organism: Blastomyces dermatitidis ER-3
Lineage: Eukaryota; Fungi; Ascomycota; Eurotiomycetes; Onygenales; Ajellomycetaceae
Exons: 2
Coding region: 1-2241 (746 amino acids)
Biological process (GO): endoplasmic reticulum to Golgi vesicle-mediated transport; protein localization to phagophore assembly site
Cellular component (GO): phagophore assembly site; TRAPPIII protein complex; cytoplasmic vesicle
Source: RefSeq, a predicted model, not a curated record